Plasmodium yoelii is the source of this 5244-nucleotide messenger RNA. RefSeq names its product ubiquitin-protein ligase, putative. Bases 1 to 5244 code for a protein of 1747 amino acids. Gene Ontology annotation, molecular function: ubiquitin protein ligase activity. NCBI's taxonomy places the organism in Eukaryota, Apicomplexa, Aconoidasida, Haemosporida, Plasmodiidae. The record is from RefSeq and is a predicted model, not a curated record. Gene Ontology annotation, biological process: protein polyubiquitination; ubiquitin-dependent protein catabolic process. The transcript has a single exon.
AUGUUUGAUGGAGAAAGCAAAAAUAGAAGAAUUAAUUUGAGCGGGAAAAAAAAUGUUAUACUUAAUAAAAACACAUUUAUUGAAAAGGCUCGAAAAGAAAAAGAAAUAAAUUUAGCAUAUAAUAAAAGAAAAAAUGCUUUCAAAGUUAUAAGUACUUAUGUCCAAUAUAAAGAAAAUGUAUCAAAACGACAAAAUGAAAUUUAUACCAAUCUAUUAAAAAGAGUUAAUGAUGUGAUAUUGUUAGAAAAGAUUGUUUCACCAACGAUAUAUACCCAAGCUUUAGAAAUUUGUUUAUAUGAAUUUUCCUUCCAAUCAUGUUUUAUAUAUUCAAAAUGGAGAUGUUAUAAUUAUUAUAAAUGUAUGAAUUUUGAAGGAAUAUAUGAUCCUAUAAAAAUUUUGUUAGACAUAAUAAAACUGCAUAAUAAAUUGAGCUUACUGAAAAAUGUUAACUAUAAAAGUAGCGAUUUAUUAAAUUCAGAAAUAUAUGAACAAAAUUUGAGACCAAAAAAAUCUAACAUAAACUUGUUGACAGAAUCGGGUGAUAAUAAUAAUCAAGAGAAAAAUGUAAAUGUUGAAAAAAACAAAAUGUAUUAUAGACACAAUAAAGAAAUAGAUAUUUUGGUGAAUCAUUUAGAUAUUUUGAUUGGAAAUUAUUAUACAUAUAAUUUAAAUAUAUAUUAUGAAUAUUAUAAAGAUGAUAAAAUAAAUAAAAAAUCCCAAUUUUCAAUGACAAAAAAUAGUAUGAAAAGAACUAUUCAACAAGUUUCAAAUUCUGAACAAAUAAAUGAGAAUCAAUUAAAUAUUCGAACUAGCCAAAAUAGUGAUAAUUUUAUAAGAGUACAAGAGUAUAUACAUUGUCAUAUAGAUGUAUAUGAAAGUAAUAUGAUACAUAUUUAUUAUUUAUAUAAUUUUAUUUUAAAUAAUCAAUUUAUUGAAGAAUUAGGAAAUAGAAUGGUAAAUGCUUCUAACAAUUUUAAAAAUGUUGGUAAAGAAAAAAUAGUAGAAUCAAUUAAAAAAAUAUCUAACUAUAUAAUUUUAACAAUAGAUGGAUUAAUUACAAUCAUUAAACAUGUUCUAAUAUUUUGGAAUAAGGAUAUAGAACUCCCAUUAUUUUGUGAAUCUAAAACUAAACUACUAGUAUAUGUAUGCGAUCUAAUAUAUAUUUAUUUUUAUAUUUUAAAAAUACAAGGAAAUAAAUUAAACAGUAACUAUGUAAAUGAUUUAAAAAAUAAAAUAAAUAUAUUAUUAGAUUUUGUAUUGUUAUAUAUAGCUCGAACAAAUACAUGUUACAAUUAUUACUAUAUUUUUAUAUCACUAUUUAAAUAUAACAUUUUUGAAUUAUUUGCAUCUAAAAUAGAUGUGAAAGAUGAAUUAGUAAAGUUUAAAAAACUCUUAAUAUUAGUAAUGAAAAAAUUUUUAAUAAUAGACACAAAUAUAAUGAAGAAUAUUGUUUAUAAUUUUGAAAAUCAUAUUAUACGAAUCUAUUCAAAAAAAAGUAUAAUAUAUAACCAAGAAACAUAUGAUAAAAAAAAUAUUUCAGGAAUUAAUAUAUUUAAAAAUGUUCUUUUAUUUAUUUAUACAAAUAAAGAAAUAAUGAAUGAUAAUAUAAUAGAUUUAUUAUUAGAGAUAUACAUGUUUUUGCCAUUUGGUCAUCAUCCAUAUAUAUAUACUGUUUCAGAUUAUGAUGCAUUAAAAAAAGAAAAUGAAAAUCGAUCCGAUAUUUUAUCUACGGAUAAUUAUACCCAGAACCAAUCAAAAAAUGAUAUAAAAUUUUUAGAUGUAAAAACAAACAAAGAAAAUGAACCAAUAUUACAUUUUCUACAAAAUAAAGAAAAAAAAGUAGAUAAAAUAGGUUUAGGAUAUUUUUAUAAUAAGAAUAUAAUAGAAUCAUUAAUAGAUAUAUGCAAAAGAUAUUGUUUUAUGAAAUUAGACAGUUUAUUAUUUUUGUUGAUUCCAUUUAGAAGUAUACAUAUAGAUGUAUUUAAAAUGUAUAGGAACUAUUAUGAUUAUAUUAAAAAUAUAAAAAAUGAUAAAAAUAGAGAAAAUUAUGUUAAAAUAUAUGGAGAUAUUUAUGAUAAUAAAAAGAAUUCUAUACCAAUUGAUGGAAUCAAUUUUAUUCAAUAUUCUAAAGAAAAUAUAAAAACAGAAAAAAAUAAUGCAUCUAACAUCUUUAAUAAUAAUUUUGUAAAUAUAAGAACUAACAUUAAUAAUAAAAAUAUAUAUAACAUUACAAAUUCGAAUAUAGAAUCUAUUACACAAAAUAAAGUUUCUAAUUUUGAAAAUAACAGUUUUCAGUAUUAUGAUAAAGAUUAUUUUUUUUCUCCUAACAAUUUAGUAGAAUUACAAAAAAAAAAAGAUAUCAUAAAUAACAAAAUAUUAAUAAAAAUAAAAAAAAUAUUAGUACAAAAUAAUAUACAUAUAUAUUUAAUAAAAAAAAUAUAUUUAUCAUGGAUGAAAAAUAAAAAAAAUGGAAAAACAGAUAAUGAUUUUUUGAAAAAUUUAUAUGACUUUCCAUAUUUUGAUAAUAAUAAAAUGGUGAUAUAUUUAACUUCUUUUUGUAUUCUUUUUUAUUAUUAUAUUAUCACAAAUAUGUAUAAUAAAUUAAUUGAUAUAAAUAAUUUUAAAUAUAGCAAAACAUUUAUGCUAACCCCACCAUUUAAACAAAUUUGUAAAUUAUUAAUAUUGUCUCUUUGGAUCAUUUUAAAGAAAACGAUAAAUACAAUAAGUAUCGAAUUAGAAAAUAUGUAUAUCAACCAAGAUUUGAAACAAAUAGAAGAAUUAACGGAUGAUCUAUCAUAUGAUGAUAUAUAUAAUGAUGAAGAUGAACAAUAUGAGAAUGAAUGUGAAAAAAAGGAACAAAAUGAGAUAGAUUAUGUUGAUAAAAUAGAUGUUAGUGAAACUGAGACGUUGCACCGAGAUUUUAUAACAAAUAUAUCUUAUUUUAGUGCACUAAAUGAUCAAAUAAAAAUAGAACAUACCCAAGUAGAAAAUGAAACAAUCAAAAGUUAUGAUAAUGUAAAUAAUAGACAAACGGAUUCUAUCCAAUGUUUAAAUUGUAAUAUUGAAAGUAUUUUAAAAUGGUUCACCGAUUUAGAGAUAAACAGUUUGCCAUUUGACGAAAAUAUCACAUAUUGCAACAGUUGCAAAACCGACAAAAAUACCAAUUUAGACACAUUUUGUGAAAAAAAAGUGAAUAACGAAACGGCGAGCAACUUAAUAAAUGGCAUACAUAGCAGUGAACAAAAUUUAAUGGGAAAUUCGCCAAAAAGCAAAUUAUAUAAUAUAAAUUGUAAUCGAAAUAAAAAAGAGUCAACAUAUACACAUACCAUGAUAAAUUAUUAUUUAUAUAAUAGUGAAAAAAGAGGAAUCAAUUAUAUAUUACCAAAAAUAAUUAAAAAAAUAUAUGAAAUAAAUAAAUAUUUAGAAUUAUUUAAUGACGAUUUUUUUGUAAUCAAAGAUACAUAUAACUUGUUAAAAAAUCGAUUUAAUAUAAUUAAUGAAAGUAAUAAUAUAAAUUAUAAUAAUAAUAAUAAUUAUGAUGAAGAUUUGUCAUUAUUUUUAGAAAAAAAUGAUAUAUAUAUAAAUAAAAAUAUAAAAUAUGUAACUAUAUUAGCUAAUUAUUUAUUAAGACGUUGCCCAUAUACCCUACCUUUCCAAGAUCGUUUAUUAAUUUUUUAUAAUCUUCGAAAUAAAAGUAAAGAAUCAAUACGUGAUGAUACAAGAUAUAAUCUUUUAGAACGAAAAUAUAAUUAUAUAAGACGAACAAAUAUAUUUGAAGAUGGGUUUAUAACUCUAAAUAAUUUAAGUUCAGUAAAUUUAAGACAAAAUAUAAGAAUUGCUUUUAAAGAUCAAAAUGGAAAUGAUGAAACUGGAAUAGAUGGUGGUGGAUUAUUUAAAGAAUUUAUAUUACUUUUGUGUCGAGAAAUUUUUCAUAAUAAAUUUAUUUUAUUUCAAUAUGCACAAAAUAAUACAUUAUUUCCUAAACAAUAUAAAAAAAAUGAUAAUCUAAUUUUAUAUGAAUUUUCUGGAAAAAUUGUAGGAAAAGCUAUAUAUGAAAGAAUACUAAUAGAAUCAGUAUUUAACACUUUAUUUUUAAAUUUAUUAUUAUAUAAUGAAAUAAAUAUAAAUGAUAUAUAUUUUUUUGAUAAAGAGCUUUUUAAUAGUUUAUUAUAUAUUCAAAAUACAGAUGAUGUUGAAAAUUUAGCAUUAACAUUUUGUGUAUAUGAAAAUAAAAAUCCGGAUUUUUUGAAUCUAUCACAAUAUAAUGAAAUUAAAAAUUAUUUUAUUAAUUUAACUAAAAAUAGUAAAAAUUAUGAUAAUAUAAAUAGUCAAAAUGGAUUUAAUAAUUCACUUUCAUUUUUUCAUGAUAAUCAAAAUUUAUAUAAUAAUAAUGUUAACACAUUUUUUAAUAUAAUUGACAAUUUAGAUGUACUAAUAAAUACAAUCGAUCAAAAUAUAUCAACGAUUUCUAGAAACGAAGUUUAUUUGAAUUCUAUUCCAUUUCGGGGAUCUAGAAGUAGUGGUUCUAUAAAUGAAAAUCAAAACAUGUUACAGAAUAAUACUCUCAUUUCAUCGAUUUCGGGUGGAUACAUAAAUACGAUGGCCAACAGAGUGGGAGAAGCGGACGAAGCGAAAGAAGUGGACGAAGCGGACGAAGCGAAAGAAGUGGACGAAGUGGACGAAUUUGAUUGCAUCGAUUUAAUACCAAAUGGAAGAAAUAUAAAUGUUAAUAAUGAAAAUAAAGAAUUAUAUAUAAAGUUAUAUAUAGAUUAUAAAUAUAAUAAAUUAAUACAAAAAAAAACCCAGCAUUUUUUAAAAGGGUUAUCACAAUUAAUACCUGUAAAAUGGCUUAAACUGUUUAGUGCCCAUGAAUUAAAAAUAUUAAUAUCAGGUAAUGAUAAAUGUUUUGAUGUGAAUGAUUUACGAAAUAAUGUAACAUAUAGUGGUGGAUAUAAUGAAAAUAGUAAAACUAUUAUAAAUUUAUUUGAAAUAUUAAAUAAUUUUACUCCAAAUGAAAAAAGUUUAUUUCUUAUAUUUGUAACAAGCUGUUCAAGAUCACCAUUAUUAGGAUUUAAAGAAUUGUAUCCGAAAUUUUGUAUAGCUAGAGUACCAGAUAAUACAAGACUACCAACUUCUUCAACAUGCGUUAAUUUAUUAAAAUUACCUGACUAUGAAACAAAAGAAAUACUUUACCAAAAUUUAAUAACAGCAAUUAAUGGAACACAAGGAUUUGAUUUAAGCUAA